GCCCCCCGAGCCGCCGCCGCCGCCUCUCGGGCCGCACUCCCGGCGUGCCCCGCACUCGCCGCCGCCCGCACGCCCCUCCUUCUCCUCGCACAGCCACACAGCCGGAGCCCGAGCCGCCGCCGCAGCCUCAGCCGCGGGCACUAUGGCUUCUGGAGUUACAGUGAAUGAUGAAGUCAUCAAAGUUUUUAAUGAUAUGAAAGUAAGGAAAUCUUCUACACAAGAGGAGAUCAAAAAAAGAAAGAAAGCAGUUCUCUUCUGUUUAAGCGAUGACAAAAGACAAAUAAUUGUAGAGGAAGCAAAGCAGAUCUUGGUGGGUGACAUUGGUGAUACUGUAGAGGACCCCUACACAUCUUUUGUGAAGUUGCUACCUCUGAAUGAUUGCCGAUAUGCUUUGUACGAUGCCACAUACGAAACAAAAGAGUCUAAGAAAGAAGACCUAGUAUUUAUAUUCUGGGCUCCUGAAAGUGCACCUUUAAAAAGCAAGAUGAUUUAUGCUAGCUCUAAAGAUGCCAUUAAAAAGAAAUUUACAGGUAUUAAACAUGAGUGGCAAGUAAAUGGCUUGGAUGAUAUAAAGGACCGUUCGACACUUGGAGAGAAAUUGGGAGGCAAUGUAGUAGUUUCACUUGAAGGAAAACCCUUAUAAAAUGACAGUCAAGUGCCAUCUGGAUCUUAAGGAGCUUCCAUUUCUCCAGCUCAGUCAAUUGUAAUAGUUAUUAGGAUUUUUUUUUUCUUCUCUUCCUCUUCCCACUGGGUCCUUCCAACACAAUGAAUGAAGGAAAUAUCAUUCAUGUAAGCAGCCUAUCAGUCAUUGCCAUUAGACUGUUUUAAUACUGUUACUUUUAUGUAGAACCCAAGGAAUGCCUUCCCAUCAUAUUUUAGCCAAAACAACUGGUUAUAUGCCUCCCUUGGAGCAAGCACUACAAUGAAUGUGAUUGUCAAUGUGAAUAGUUUAGAAUACUGCAAAGGGUUAAGCUAAUUGAAUGCCUUGAAAGUAUUAUCCACUGGUGAGAUGGUAAACUUUAUUCAGUAUUAUUUAUAGUUGCACUUGAUUGCAGUUCUGUGAGGCUCAAGCAUUCAUACACCUCACCUGCCUUGGCAAGACUAUUUUUUGUGACAUGGCAGCACGGAUAUAACACUAUGCAUUGAAAGCACUUUUUUUGUAAUGAGUUUAAAACCCCAUCCCAAAAGGAAUGCCAAUUAAGUUGUGUUAACUGUGUCAUCAACUUAUCCUAGUACCUCAGUGUUCAUUCCUGUUACCUGGGUAUCUUCUUAAAAGAAAUAGCUGUUAUUAUUAAUGCCUUUUUGUUUUCCAUUGAGUGUACACUACUGAAUAAGUGUAGGAGUUUUGUUUACCAUGUAAGUCUUGCAACACUAAAGGUAUUUUGAGUAUCAGUCAUGAUGGCAAUUUCUGUAUAAAAGAGCCUUAAAUGGAACAUUGUUUUUGAGAUCAAACUCCCCACCCUCACAAAAAUGGCCACGUUGCAAUAAAAAUUGUGGCAUAUUACAGAA
This is a messenger RNA of Camelus dromedarius (Arabian camel), 1509 nucleotides long. It is a transcript of the gene CFL2, whose product is annotated as cofilin 2. The record is from RefSeq and is a predicted model, not a curated record. The coding region runs from base 143 to 643 and encodes 166 amino acids. Gene Ontology annotation, cellular component: cytoplasm; actin cytoskeleton; actin cortical patch. The transcript has 4 exons. NCBI's taxonomy places the organism in Eukaryota, Metazoa, Chordata, Mammalia, Artiodactyla, Camelidae. Gene Ontology annotation, biological process: actin filament fragmentation; actin filament severing. Gene Ontology annotation, molecular function: actin filament binding.